AUGACGCAGACACACGGCCCACCAGGAAGCCAUGAUAUUACCAGCUCCUUGGAGCCAGCGAACAUUGACACCAGUAUUCUGGAGGACUACAUCAGUAAGGAAGACGACAGCACUGACAUCUGUUUUUCUGAGGUCCACAGCGGUGCCCCAGGGCCUAACUCUUACUCAUCACCCCAGGCCGGAGUUUCCUCUUCUGGGGGUGGUUUGCAGUGUGGCGUGAGCCCCCCUAUCCCCCUCCGUCAGGGAAACCCCCACACCCACCCCUGCCAAACCCCCUACCCCCCGCCCCUGGGCCUGCUGAGACACAACAACUACCCCUGCCUGGGGCAACAGCACCACCAGCAGAACCACAUCAAGCCUGAACACAGAGGACACUACGCACCAGGGACGCUCCCAGAGUCCCCCCCAGACUCCAGCUCUGAGCCAUACUCCCCUCAGCAGGUCAAUGACACUCACAUGCUGAAGACCAUGACACCAGAGAACAUGUGUCACAUGACCUCGCCGCCGCUCCCCCCGCACGGCCAUGUCUAUCCAAACAUGCACCGGGACAUGUACCUAAAGCCUGAGCCAAUGAUCUCGCAGUACCCCAUUGGUCCCACCUCCAGUGGGAGUUGCCAGGACCUGCAACAGAGCCAGAUGCUGCAUCAACUAUUGCAACACCCACAACAGGGGCAAGAUGGGAUAGCAGUCCACCAGGCCAAGAAGAGGAAACAUUCUGACGGUCCUAACGGCACUCUCAACUCUCAGAUCCUCACAGGUAUCAUCAAACAAGAGCCAGUAGACAUUGUUUCUGGCCCAGGGUUGAUGGCGGAUGCUGAUAACUCCUACCUGGACCCGAGCUACCAGGGUAUAAAAUGGCAGCCGCACCAGCAGAACAAGUGGACGCCAUUAUAUGACGUCAACUGCAAAGAGCUCCCAAUGCUCACCUAUCGAGUCGACGCAGAUAAAGGCUUUAACUUUUCCCUGGCGGACGACGCCUUCGUCUGUCAGAAGAAAAAUCACUUCCAGGUCACCGUGUACUGCGGCAUGCUGGGAGAUCCCAAGUACAUCAAGACCAGCGAUGGCCUCCAGCCAAUCGACUGCUUCUAUCUCAAACUCAAUGGGGUUAAGCUGGAAGCCAUGAACCAGUCCAUCAACGUGGAGCAGUCCCAGUCAGACCGCAGCAAGAGACCCUUCAAACCAGUACUGGUAACACUGCCCCCGGAGCAGGUUACCAAGGUAACCGUGGGACGACUACACUUCAGCGAGACCACAGCCAAUAACAUGAGGAAGAAAGGCAAACCCAACCCUGAUCAGAGGUACUUCAUGUUGGUGGUGGCGUUGCAGGCCCAGGCCCACAGUCAGAGCUUCACGUUGGCCGCGCAGGCCUCCGAGAGGAUCAUCGUCAGGGCGUCUAACCCCGGUCAGUUUGAGAGUGACAGUGAGGUGUUGUGGCAGCGAGGCCAGCUACCUGACUUGGUGUACCACCACGGCCGGGUCGGCGUCAACACAGACCGGCCAGACGAGGCCAUGGUCAUCCACGGCAACCUGAAGGUCAUGGGGUCACUGGUGCACCCCUCCGAUAUACGGGCUAAAGAGAACGUCCACGAGGUAAACACUACAGACAACCUGAAGCGGAUCAGUCAGAUGAGACUGGUUCAUUACCAGUACAAGCCUGAGUUUGCUUCCAGCGUGGGAAUAGACACCAGCCCAGAAACUGGAGUGAUAGCUCAGGAGGUGCAGCAGAUCCUACCUGAAGCGGUGAAGGAAGGAGGAGACGUCAUCUGUUCCAAUGGAGAGACCAUCCCUAAACUACUGGUGGUCAACAAGGACCGUAUCUUCAUGGAGAACGUCGGGGCAGUGAAGGAGCUGUGUAAAUUGACUGACAACCUGGAGACUCGUAUAGAUGAGCUGGAGCGUUGGAGCAGGAAGCUGGCCAAACUCCGCCGCCUGGACAGCAUGAAGAGUACCGUGAGCGGAGGCACCACCAGCCAAUCAGGAAGCCAGUUCAGCAGGACAGGAAGUGGUCCCCUGAAGAAGAAGACAGUUAAACCUGGGAAUAAGAGUCCGACUCCAGAGCAGGGAUGCAUCAGUCACAGGUUCAUGCAGGGAACCAUUCUGGCUCUAGUCGUCGUCAUGACCUUCAGUGUCAUCUCCAUGUCCGUACUCUAUGUGUUGACACUGCACCACAGAGGGGACGUCAUCGAGAAAGAUGUCUACGUAGCUUCCUGCUCCCUGCACAUCUCUUGGAUGCCCCUCUUCACUGCUACAGUCACUUUCUGUCCACCACUCUGUCCAUGGUCUGCAGAGGGAUCAUCUAGGAUGGCCUCUGCUCCUCAAUCCACCAUCUCGACACGUCAAGAUACAGUCCCACCCUCUCCUUCACUGGCCAAUCCUGCAGCUUGCUGUCCACCUACAACUGCCACAAACAACCAAUCAGCAACUACUCUGUCGCCAAGCAACAACCAGUCUACAUUGGAAGUGAGUAGUCCGGUCCCUACACUGCGCAGCAUCAACAAGAAGGCCAAGUCCAGGCCUAUGGACAAGGACGGACGCUACCGGAACCGUCUCAGCCACACCUCCGCCCCCAUCUACCUGUCCAAGGCUAAGAAACCUGCCCCUGCAGAGGACCUGGGGGGUGUAGGGGGGGUCAACAACCGGCUGCCUGGACCGGGCGGGCCUGAAGACCAGCAGACACUGCCCGUGCCUCAGAGACAACGUAGGGACAACACACACAUCAGCACGGAGGAGGAAACAGGAGGAAGACCAUUCCCUUCCCUUAUAGAUCUGCACAUCCUGGAGACAGACCAACACAUCUCAUCACACAACUGUCCCCAUCCUGACAGCUGCAGCUAUUCCGUAUCACUCCAAGGAACCAGGAACUCCUCCAUGUCAAAAAUCACUCUACACAUGAGUUCCAGUGCCAGUGUGUGGGUCAAACAGUGUGGAGUCACCAGAGGACGGCUGUGUCCUGACCACAGAGAGACCGAGCUCUAUGCCGGAGAAAGAACAUUUACUGAGGGGACAGAUCACCUGUGGUCAGUAUCUGUACUGUCAUUCCAGGACGUUACCUAUCACUUCAGAGUGGCCAAGUCUAGUGAAGUGAGGUGUGGCGUAGAGGAUGAGAACGUAUCCACCACACCGCCAUACUCUGACUUCUACUUCCUCAUUCAAAGGAGCUGCUCGUGAGAGGAGAGGAAACUAAGCAUGCGAACUAGUGUGCUGCUUUGAACGUAUCCGCAGACUGACCCAGGGUAUCUUAACUAGUACACCUCCUAUCCCAUCCUUCUCUCUCUCUCUCUGGCUCCUUCCAAACAAUAGGGGAUCGAGAAACUAUUUGUUCUGCUCUCAAACUUAUGAGAGAGGCAUGAAUGUGGGACUGUAUCCUCCCAAGCUCCGAUGCCUUACAUGAUGUCAUGAUGAUAUAGACUUACAGUGUAUUCGGAGAGUAUUCAGACCCCUUUUUUUCCAUAUUUUAUCACAUUUUACAUCAGUAUUCAGACCCUUUACUCAGUACUUUGUUGAAGCACCUUUGGCAGCGAUUACAGCCUUGUGUCUUCUUGGGUAUGACGCUACAAGCUUGGCACACCUGCAUUUGGGGAGUUUCUCCCAUUCUUCUCUGUACAGCUAUUUUCAGGUCUCUCCAGAGAUGUUCGAUCAGGUUCAAGUCCGGGCUCUGGCUGGCCAAUUCAAGGAUAUUCAGAAACUUGUCCCGAAGCCACUCCUCAGUUAUCUUGGCUGUGUGCUUAGGGUCGUUGUCCUGUUGGAAGGUGAACCUUCGCCCCAGUCUGAGGUCCUGAGCGCUCUGGACCAGGUUUUCCUCAAGUAUCUCUCUGUACUUUGCUCCGUUCAUCUUUCCCUCGAUCCUGACUAGUCUCCCAGUCCCUGCCGCUGAAAAACAUCCUCACAGCAUGUUGCUACCACCACCAUGCUUCACCGUUCGGAUGGUGCCAGGUUUCCUCCAGACGCUUGGCAUUCAGGCCAAAGAGUUCAAUCUUGGUUUCAUCAGACCAGAGAAGGAUGAUCAAUCUCAUGGAUGAUCAAUGGAAACAGGAUGCACCUGAACUUUCAAGUCUCACAGCAAAGGGUCUGAAUACUUAUGUAAAUAAGGUAUAUACCUUAUAUACCUGUAUACUUUUUGUUUUUGCUUUGUCAUUAUGGGGUAUUGUGUGUAGAUUGAUAAUGAGGGGGAAAAAACGAUUUAAUCCAUUUUAGAAUAAGGUUUUAACGUAACAAAAUGUGGAAAAAGUCAAGGGGUCUGAAUACUUUCUGAAUGCCCUGUACAUUAUGUCUUAAUAACUAUGUUUUUUUUUUGCCAAUUUAUAGCAUCCUUACACAUUUUACUGAACUGGUUUUUCUUAUCUACAAUCUAACCAUUCCUGAUGACUGAAAACAAAAGUCUGUUUUGAACUAAUGGUUUCGUGUUUAAUGGAAAUUCCAUUUGGUUCUAGAACACAAGUGGCUUCGGCCCAAAAGGAACCCCAUUCACUCUAUUGUGUACUAAAUAGGGAAUAGGGUACCAUUGGGCUCUGGUCUAAAGUAGUGCACUAUAUAGGGAAUAGGGUUCUAUAGGCCUCUGGUCUAAAGUAGUGCACUAUAUAGGGAAUAGGGUACCAUUGGGUACGCAGACUGUGCCUCAGCAAAUAAUAAGGGGGAGUCAUGUUCACAGCUGGUCUCAGUGGCGUAUCAAGAGUAACGUUAUAUUACAGCUGGCCUCAGUGGCGUAUCAAGAGUAACGUUAUAUUACAGCUGGUCUCAGUGGCGUAUCAAGAGUAACGUUAUAUUACAGCUAGUCUCAGUGGCGUAUCAAGAGUAACGUUAUAUUACAGCUAGUCUCAGUGGCGUAUCAAGAGUAACGUUAUAUUACAGCUAGUCUCAGUGGCGUAUCAAGAGUAACGUUAUAUUACAGCUGGUCUCAGUGGCGUAUCAAGAGUAACGUUAUAUUACAGCUGGUCUCAGUGGCGUAUCAAGAGUAACGUUAUAUUACAGCUGGUCUCAGUGGCGUAUCAAGAGUAACGUUAUAUUACAGCUGGUCUCAGUGGCGUAUCAAGAGUAACGUUAUAUUACAGCUGGUCUCAGUGGCGUACCAAGAGUAACGUUAUAUUACAGCUGGUCUCAGUGGCGUAUCAAGAGUAACGUUAUAUUACAGCUGGUCUCAGUGGCGUAUCAAGAGUAACGUUAUAUUACAGCUAGUCUCAGUGGCGUAUCAAGAGUAACGUUAUAUUACAGCUGGUCUCAGUGGCGUAUCAAGAGUAACGUUAUAUUACAGCUGGUCUCAGUGGCGUAUCAAGAGUAACGUUAUAUUACAGCUAGUCUCAGUGGCGUAUCAAGAGUAACGUUAUAUUACGUACCGGGCUGCUUUAUUCUGGGUCAGAUUGAUUUACUCACUGGUUGCGUCCAAAUGGCACCCUAUUCCCUAUAUAGUGACCAGAGCCCUAUGGUACCCUAUUCCCUAUAUAGUGCACUACUUGUACGUAGUGUAACACUGUAUAAUCUGGAACACUGUGUAUACACUGUAUAAUCUGGAACACUGUAUAUACACUGUAUAAUCUGGAACACUGUGUAUACACUGUAUAAUCUGGAACACUGUGUAUACACUGUAUAAUCUGGAACACUGUAUAAUAUGGUACACUGUGUAUACACUGUAUAAUCUGGAACACUGUAUACACACUGUAUAAUCUGGAACACUGUAUACACACUGUAUAAUCUGGAACACUGUGUAUACACUGUAUAAUCUGGAACACUGUGUAUACACUGUAUAAUCUGGAACACUGUAUAAUAUGGAACACUGUGUAUACACUGCAUAAUCUGGAACACUGUAUAAUCUGGAACACUGUAUAUACACUGUAUAAUCUGGAACACUGUAUAUACACUGCAUAAUCUGGAACACUGUAUAUACACUGUAUAAUCUGGAACACUGUAUAAUCUGGAACACUGUAUAAUCUGGAACACUGUAUAUACACUGUGUAAUCUGGAACACUGUAUAUACACUGAUAAUCUGGAACACUGUAUAUACACUGUAUAAUCUGGAACACUGUAUACACACUGCAUAAUCUGGAACACUGUAUAUACACUGUAUAAUCUGGAACACUGUAUAUACACUGAUAAUCUGGAACACUGUAUACACACUGUAUAAUCUGGAACACUGAAUAUACACUGUAUAAUCUGGAACACUGUAUAUACACUGUAUAAUCUGGAACACUGUAUACACACUGCAUAAUCUAGAACACUGUAUAUACACUGUAUGAUCUGGAACACUGUAUAAUCUGGAACACUGUAUAUACACUGUAUAAUCUGGAACACUGUAUAUACACUGUAUAAUCUGGAACACUGUAUAAUCUGGAACACUGUAUAUACACUGUAUAAUCUGGAACACUGUAUAUACACUGUAUAAUCUGGAACACUGUAUACUCUGGAACACUGUGUAUACACUGUAUAAUCUGGAACACUGUAUACACACUGUAUAAUCUGGAACACUGUAUAUACACUGUAUAAUCUGGAACACUGUAUACACACUGCAUAAUCUGCAAUACUGUAUACUCUGGAACACUGUAUAAUCUGGAACACCGUAUAUACACUGUAUAAUCUGGAACACUGUAUAUACACUGUAUAAUCUGGAACACUGUAUACUCUGGAACACUGUAUAUACACUGUAUAAUCUGGAACACUGUAUAUACACUGUAUAAUCUGGAACACUGUAUAUACACUGUAUAAUCUGGAACACUGUAUACACACUGUAUAAUCUGGAACACUGUAUAUACACUGCAUAAUCUGGAACACUGUAUACUCUGGAACACUGUAUAUACACUGUAUAAUCUGGAACACUGUAUACACACUGCAUAAUCUGGAACACUGUAUACUCUGGAACACUGUAUAUACACUGUAUAAUCUGGAACACUGUAUACACACUGCAUAAUCUGCAAUACUGUAUACACACUGUAUAAUCUGGAACACUGUAUAAUCUGGAACACUGUAUAAUCUGGAACACUGUAUAAUCUGGAACACUGUAUGAUCUCAGCAUUUGAUAAUUGCAUCCAUUGUUCAGGUCCAACACUGACUAUAUGUUUGAACAACAACGAAAAUACUUUUUCCGCUGUAACUUGCCCACUGGAAUCUUAAUACACUGUAACUCACUCACAGGACCACUAGCAAAUGCUACAUUUGUGUUUAAGACAAAGUACUGUCUUAGCUACAUGUAUGUUAACUUUAUAUGCUUGAAUUGUAGAAGAUUGGCGAUUUCCUUUCUGCUCUCGAUGAUGAUGUUGAUAACCCACACAAAUAUCAACAUCUCUAUGAUGUUUUUUAAACCGCUGGUGCCUUAUCCUUCUCGACAAGGAGGUCGGCUUAUCCUUCUCUACAAGGAGGUCGGUUUAUCUUUCUCUACAAGGAGGUCGGCUUAUCUCGAGACAGAAGCGGCUCAUGGACUUGAUUGAAUGCUGACUGAUUGAAUGCUGUUCACGUUUGAGCCACAGAGUGUUUAAAUCCUAUUUAUUUAAACUAACAAAGGUGGCCAUUUUGUGACACGGCCUUGUGCAACUGAAGGAGAAAAAGGUUUGGCCAGAAGCCACGCUAGCAGCCUACUGAAAGAGUCACGGAUUUAUACACUUGGCACAUUGUAUUAUUCUAACCUUUCCAUUCAUUGCUCUGAAUCUGUGUAACGCUUUUUGUCUUCCCCUCCCUGACGGGAAACAUCACCCUUUCCCUUAAGCCAUGUUUAUAACUAUAAAUCUCCUUUGGAAAACACACCUCUUCACAUGUACUCUGUUAUUUGCCUAUACUUUUUGUAGUGAUAUCUUUUCCUUACUCACUGACCACUGUCCUGUUGGAUAUACUAUUGACCAUAUUCCUCAUAUGUCAUGCAAUACAGUAUUUAGUAUAUACAUGUAUUAGUACGUGAUGAAGGACCCUUUGGAUAUUGGUAUCUGAAUGUCACAAGUUAACAAAAUAUGUAUUCCCAUCUCACGGGCAUUCAGAAUGCACCAUCUCUCCAAUACAGAGACCUGGGCCCGUAUUCAGAAAUCACCGUAGGAGUACUGAUCUAGGAUCAGGCCUUAGGGUAGGAGUACUGAUCUAGGAUCAGGUCUUAUGGUAGAAGUACUGAUCUAGGAUCAGGCCUUAGGGUGGGAGUAUUGAUCUAGGAUCAGGCCUUAGAGGAGGAGUGCUAAUCUAGGAUCAGAUUCCCAUUGUCCAUGUCCAAAAGAAAUAUCCUUGAUCACAAAUACAGGCCCCUGGUGGGUUAAAACAGUUAUAUUGACACAAUGUCUCUCUAACCAGGUGUGUUAAAUCUUACCUGACCUGUCAUAAGAAAUCUAAAUUAAAAAACAAAUAAUCAAAUGAAUAUACUUAAUUGAAGAUGACACAAUAUAAAAUAUAUAGUAUUAUACUGUAUUACCAAUAUGAUUUUGCCAUACAUGAGUACAGUGUACUGUUUUAGCUUAUUUAUAAUGCACCAGCCAGCCUUUAUAGUGACACCAGCAUAGUACUUGUAGUUUAGCACUGUAUAUAUGAACUGCUUAAUGCUCUGAUGGUGGUUCCAACUGGUUUAAACUGGUUCAAACUGGUUCCAACUGGUUCAAACUGGUUCCAACUGGUUCCAACUGGUUCAAACUGGUUCCAACUGGUUUAAAAUGGUAUAGAAACUCAUUACAUGUUACUGUGUAGCUUCAUUUUGUAACAAUCUAUGCUCCUUUUUUAUGUUAUUUCUGUAUUAUCACUAUCAUUUUUACUCUUUAUUACUGUAUCAUGUAUGUUGUAUCAUUAAUAUGUAAAUGUUGUUUUAUGAAAUUCUAUGCCAAUCAAAAUCACUAUUCUCCUUUUACCUGUUUCACUGAGAAAGAAAACACACGGGUGUGCGCGCACACACACACACACACACGCACGCACGCACGCACACACACACACACACACACGCACGCACGCACGCACGCACACGCACGCACGCACACGCACGCACGCGCACACACGCACGCACGCACGCACACACGCACGCGCACGCACGCACGCACGCACGCACGCACACACACACACGCACGCACGCACGCACGCACGCACACACACACACACACACACACGCACACACACACACACACACAGGACUUUCUAAUUAAAACUUUACAAUGAAACGAUCAAAUCACUCAUUUUGAAAUGCAUUUAUCUUCUUACUCUAAUUCGUAUGGCUUAAAGCCCUUCAGAACACUAAAAUACUUGAUGAACAUUGAAUCACUUUUGUAAAGCAUAUUCACCCCCUUCCCUCAUUCACCUCUACACUAGUCCUGUUCCUGCUUUAAAAGUUCUCCCUAUAAAUCUGUGCUUUUUAGUCGAACCUCUUACUUUGUUUUUAAUACAUGAUCGUGGCAUUUAUUUUUAAGUCUUUGCUGUUUUCGUCUCUUUUUUUUGUUUGUUUUGAAGAGCUUGUUGUCAUAAUAUGAAUGCAUGCAGUAAAUAAAAUAUUGAUUGAAAACAAAA
This is a messenger RNA of Salvelinus fontinalis (brook trout), 9444 nucleotides long. RefSeq names its product myelin regulatory factor (gene myrf). The transcript has 25 exons. Gene Ontology annotation, cellular component: endoplasmic reticulum membrane; nucleus. NCBI's taxonomy places the organism in Eukaryota, Metazoa, Chordata, Actinopteri, Salmoniformes, Salmonidae. Gene Ontology annotation, biological process: protein autoprocessing; central nervous system myelin maintenance; positive regulation of DNA-templated transcription. Gene Ontology annotation, molecular function: sequence-specific DNA binding; DNA-binding transcription factor activity. The record is from RefSeq and is a predicted model, not a curated record. Bases 1 to 3168 code for a protein of 1055 amino acids.